This is a messenger RNA of Aedes aegypti (yellow fever mosquito), 1004 nucleotides long. Its product is annotated as transmembrane protein 223. The coding region runs from base 248 to 970 and encodes 240 amino acids. Gene Ontology annotation, cellular component: mitochondrion. NCBI's taxonomy places the organism in Eukaryota, Metazoa, Arthropoda, Insecta, Diptera, Culicidae. Gene Ontology annotation, biological process: nervous system development. The record is from RefSeq and is a predicted model, not a curated record. The transcript has 2 exons.
GGAAUUACAUUGGUUUAUAAUGUUUGCCAGCUAAGUUUGUUUCACUGAGAUACGUACACACGUCGUUUAUGUUACAUUAAAUUUCCCUGUUUUCCCAUUGUGCAAUACGCAACAAGAGCACGUAACAUAAACAAAAAGUACGAGCAGCACGACCAAAAUCGUGGAUAGAAUCAGCUUAUUAGAUAAUUACAAAAAUAGUGUGUGAUAUUAGUUCUGUACAUACAAGUUGUACUAUUCCUCUAACAUAAUGAUAUUGCGGCUACUCACAACUUCAGUCCAGCAACGGAUCGCCACCUUUCCCCUGGGCAAGAUAAUCGCCCGCAUCCCAGCGCAGAUUCCGAAAGUACCGGCUGUCCAGCAACUGCGAGCGAGUUUCAGCACUAGUUGCCGGCUUGCGGCCAAUCCGGUUGCCUCGCGUGCCUACGACAUCAACACCAAAGUGGUCAAAGAUGUGAUGCUGUACAAGUACGAGAAUCCCCGCUUCUACCGGAUAUUGAACAUCUUCGCCAUCACUCAGUUCCUGUUCUGGGGGUAUUUGUCACACUUUGCCUACACUACGCUGAGGGACACUCCCGUUCCGGAAGGGAAAACCGAUGAACUGGCCUGGUACGAACGGAUCAACUUGGGAGAGAAUAAGUAUCGCAACGGGAUAGCGAUUAUGUCCUUCGUGAUAGGAUACGGCAUUCUCUUCACUUCGUGGAUGUUCACGUUACGAUCGGUACGCUUCCUGAUCCUGCGAAAAGGCGGAGACAAAGUCAGUGUGGUGACCUACGGCCCGUUCGGUAAAAAUCGCAUUAUGGAAGUUCCCCUGAAUUGCAUUUCCGCUCAAGAGUCCAGAGAAGCUGCUCGCGUAACCAUCCCGAUUAAAAUUAAGAAUCGCUCCUUCUUCUACGUUGUAGACAAAAAGGGAGAGUUCACAAAUGCUAGGCUGUACGAUUACACCGUUGGGAUGAGACGAAACUUGAAGUAAAAGUGGUCUUUUAUAAAGUUAUAUAGAAAAAAAU